CCAGGCGCCUGACAGACUACAACCCCCACAACCCCCCGCGCGCUGCCGGGGCGGGCAGUGCUGAGGCGGCGAGCGGGGCCUGCGGGCCGGGUGUCCUUGCGAGGGGACGAUGGCUCACUGCCGCGCCGCCCGGCUCCUCGGCCGCUUCCUCCGCCUGCACCAGGAUGGAGUACGGCACUGCUCCUACUCGGCAUCGAGGAAAAAUCUGUAUAUUAACAAAAAUACAAAGGUUAUCUGUCAGGGUUUUACAGGCAAACAGGGCACCUUUCACAGCCAGCAGGCAUUGGACUAUGGCACCAAUCUAGUUGGAGGAAUUUCUCCAGGGAAAGGUGGAAAAACUCAUCUGGGUCUGCCUGUGUUUAAUUCUGUGAAGGAGGCCAAAGAACAAACGGGUGCUUCUGCCACUGUUAUAUAUGUACCUCCUCCGUUUGCUGCUGCUGCGAUCAAUGAAGCAAUCGAUGCAGAAAUGCCCUUAGUUGUUUGCAUUACUGAAGGUAUUCCCCAGCAGGACAUGGUUCGGGUUAAACACAGACUGGUUCGGCAGGGUAAGACUCGACUCGUGGGCCCGAAUUGUCCUGGUGUCAUCAAUCCUGGAGAAUGUAAAAUUGGUAUCAUGCCUGGUCACAUUCACAAGAAGGGAAGAAUUGGUAUUGUAUCGAGAUCUGGAACCUUGACCUACGAAGCUGUUCAUCAGACGACGCAAGUUGGAUUGGGGCAGUCUUUCUGUGUUGGGAUUGGAGGUGAUCCCUUCAAUGGAACUAAUUUUAUUGACUGCCUUGAUGUCUUCCUGAAGGAUCCUCAUACUGAGGGGAUCAUAUUAAUUGGGGAGAUCGGAGGAAAUGCUGAAGAAGAUGCAGCAGCAUUCCUAAAAGAAAAUAAUUCUGGUCCAAAUGCCAAGCCAGUAGUGUCAUUCAUUGCUGGUCUGACUGCUCCUCCAGGCAGGCGGAUGGGUCAUGCUGGAGCAAUCAUUGCUGGUGGAAAGGGUGGAGCUAAAGAGAAGAUAGCAGCUCUUCAGAGUGCUGGUGUCGUGGUCAGCAUGUCCCCUGCUCAGCUAGGUAGCACCAUCUACAAGGAGUUUGAGAAAAGGAAAUUGCUGUAAGAGAAGACACUUUGGAACACCGUCUCUGAACCAUCAGUGCAGCACCUGGCCUCUGCUUAUCUUUUGUCUGCUAAUCCUCAGUUGCCCAAAUGACUGGCACUGGUUGUGGAAUUUGACUUUGAAGCCAUAAACCUCUUGGCUAUACCUGUUUUGAUGUCUCCUUGGUUCAGACGUGAUCACCUUAUUGUAAAUCACAGCAAACUAAUAAAUCUACUACUAAACCUGAUACAUCAUUUGAAUUCCUGAAGCAGAACUGUUUCUUCAAUCAUCAUAAAGAAACCAAUCAGCCUUGAAGGUCUGAAUCUUUUGUAACUUAAGCACUGCCCAUUUUAAGGUUAAGUCGCUUAUAGAGAUGCCUCUAAGGAUCAAGGCGCUGACUUUAAGCACGUUGCUUGUAUCAUGUGUCACACUUUAUUUUUAAAAUUCUUACAUGUUCACUGCUGGCAAGUACAUUUGAACAAUAGGCCAAAGUUUCCGUCCAUUAAACCAAAGCUGCUGGAUCUGAAGGGGUUGCUUGUUGAUCCACGUAGCUGGAUAUGCCUGAAGUCCAGACUUUCUUUUCAAGGCUGACCCAUGCACAGUGUAGCCCUCUACUGACGAGGAAUUCUUUUUGUUUUACGGAGAGGUGGAAUUUUUGUUCACAAAAAUGAGUCUAAUUUCCAAUGCAAAUGUAUACAGUCAAAAGUGUAACUAUGAAAAUGAUUUGCUUUUUGUCUUAAACUGCUUUACUUUCCUCUUUAACCUGAACUAGGGUUGCGUUGUUUGUGUGUUCUGAAAUCCCAAUAACAUUGGGAGAUAAUGGAUGAGAAUUACUAUUUUCUGGAAAAGAAUGUAAUAAGUUAUCUUACCUGUUAGCCACUCCCAGCACUGCAAUGGAAAGGCCUUUUUACUUUGGAAAUAGCCCAAACACAGUGCCUAUAAACGAGUGUUAAAGUUUCAUCAGGAUGGAGUAAACUCAAGAUGGCUUUCUUUAUAUAGAGGGCUGAAAAUUCAUGUAACCUGGCACUUGUCUAAAGCAAACCUUGUGUUCCAUAAAGGUGCUGUUACCAAAA
Oxyura jamaicensis (ruddy duck) is the source of this 2151-nucleotide messenger RNA. RefSeq names its product succinate-CoA ligase GDP/ADP-forming subunit alpha (gene SUCLG1). The transcript has 9 exons. Gene Ontology annotation, biological process: tricarboxylic acid cycle. Gene Ontology annotation, molecular function: succinate-CoA ligase (GDP-forming) activity; succinate-CoA ligase (ADP-forming) activity. The record is from RefSeq and is a predicted model, not a curated record. NCBI's taxonomy places the organism in Eukaryota, Metazoa, Chordata, Aves, Anseriformes, Anatidae. Gene Ontology annotation, cellular component: succinate-CoA ligase complex (ADP-forming); mitochondrion. Bases 110 to 1099 code for a protein of 329 amino acids.